AUGGACAAGCUGAGGCCUGAUAGGAAAGAUUGGAGCAAGAGAUUGGAGGAUGCUCUUUGGGCCUAUAGGACGACUUUUAAGACUCCUAUAGGAAUGUCUCCUUUCAGAAUGGUUUAUGGUAAAACUUGUCAUCUUCCAGUGGAGAUUGAACAUAAGGCAUUUUGGGCCAUGAAAGCUUGCAAUUUUGAGGUUGGCCUAGCAAGAGAAGAAAGGAAGUUACAACUUCAAGAACUUGAAGAAAUUAGGUUGGAAGCUUAUGAGAACGCACGGAUCUAUAAAGAGAAGAUCAAAAACUUUCAUGAUAAGCACAUUGUGGGUAAGGAAUUUCAUAUUGGUGACAAGGUGCUUUUAUAUAGGUCAUGGCUCAAAUUUAUUAAAGGUACAUUGAUAUCUCGUUGGGAAGGUCCAUUUGUUGUUACUAAUGUUUUCUCUUAUGGAGUUAUUGAGAUUAGGGAGGAGUCUUCGGGCCGGAUUUUCAAGGUGAAUGGGCAUCGACUUAAAGUUUUUUAUGAAACCAAUAACCAAAUGGAAAUGGAGAUAGUGAAACACGUUGAUGCCAUCUACCCAAUUAAAGGGGAGUUUGUUCCAACUUAA
Zingiber officinale is the source of this 594-nucleotide messenger RNA. RefSeq lists its product as uncharacterized. Gene Ontology annotation, molecular function: nucleic acid binding. The coding region runs from base 1 to 594 and encodes 197 amino acids. The transcript has a single exon. The record is from RefSeq and is a predicted model, not a curated record. Lineage: Eukaryota; Viridiplantae; Streptophyta; Magnoliopsida; Zingiberales; Zingiberaceae.